Molecule: messenger RNA, 2388 nt
Organism: Salvelinus fontinalis (brook trout)
Lineage: Eukaryota; Metazoa; Chordata; Actinopteri; Salmoniformes; Salmonidae
Product: growth arrest-specific protein 1-like
Exons: 1
Coding region: 566-1363 (265 amino acids)
Biological process (GO): regulation of cell cycle
Source: RefSeq, a predicted model, not a curated record
GGCACUUGUCAAGGGAUGCGGAGGAACCAGUGGGGAGAACGCGAAAGACACUCAACAGUCGUAACUAUUCUAUGGGGCGUAUCGUUUACAUCGCAUUCCUUUACAUCAUUUCAAAGCUGAAGAAGGCACCGAAUGCAUGCUACAUGAGUGGAUACACCAUAACACUUUACCCGGAACGGAUUUUGUAUUUCUGAAAGGUAAAACGACGAAAACGUCUCUUCUUGCUGCUUCAUUUGUGAGUGCGGCACAAAGCAAUGGGACGCAGAAGUUGAAGAGUUCUCGUGAAGCCGCUACUGUUGUGAAGAUAAGUGGAGAGUUAAUUUGUGCCUUUUAACUUUUAGUGUGAGUGUAUCAAGUGACAAUCUAACAAAUUGCAAGCGAUGUGCGGUUUUCACACCUUGGGCGUAUCACGGCAAAUAAUUUGCUGAACCUCGUUCAUUCUCCAGUGGAGCCGCCUGAAUGCGAGGGAAUGGAUUUGCUUGACUAUUUUUUGACAUAUAUUUAAUGUAGAUACCGCCACACAAAUCCAUAUGUUGAAGUCUUAUUUGGAUCAGUCUACAUCGAAAUGGCAAGUUUUGCCGGGUUUAUAAAGUGGACUGGGAGAUCAACUUUGUAUUUAUGUUGUGCGUUUGCCCUGUUCGGCUGUCUCUGCAUCGCGUCCCCUACUCAUGGUCGUCGGCUCAUCUGUUGGCAAGCCAUCAUGAAGUGUCAUGGAGAGUCUGAGUGCCACUACGCAUAUGACCAAUACCUUUACGCCUGUGCGCCUGUUAUCAACGGGGAUAGGAAGAAGUGUCCCAGCCACUGCAUCUCGUCUCUUAUCCAGCUGAAUCUAACCGAGACCGGCCCGUCUCUGGAGGACUGUGACUGCGCCUCGGACCCCGUCUGCAGGAGCACCAAACGCGCCAUAGAGCCGUGCCUGCCUCGGACAAGCAACAUGGGCUGCACCGAAGCCCGGCGGCAAUGCGAGAGAGACUCCCAAUGCAGCUCGGCAAUGCGCGACUAUUUGUUUCACUGCCGUAAACUUUUCGGAGGGGAGCGAUGUUCGGACGACUGCAGGAGGGUGAUUGCCAACAUGCGCAAUAUACCCAAAGCACAACAACUUGAUACUUGUGUUUGUGAUGGCACAGAGAGGACCAUAUGCGAGUACGUCAAAGUUAGUAUGAAAAACUUUUGCUUUGACUCUAUGGACAGAUACGCGGGCAGCGGGUUUUCUGAUUCAGAGGACGACUCUGAAGAUGAUUAUGACGAGAUGGAGGAUUAUAUAUAUGUGGAAAACAAAAGUUUUUCACCCAGAUCCGCCUGUCAGGGUGUUGUAUGGACUGCCUCUGUGGCCACCAUUUUGGUUCUAAUGAAUCUUAUCUGAUAGGGCAGCCUACCCCAGUUGAUUCAGCUGUUGGGAAAGUUGUUUGAGAAAGAGAGGCCGGUGAAAUGUUGACACGGACAUAAUAGCUCAUGAAAGUUGUAACACCAGCACACCUGCUUUAGCAUAUACGUUUUGUGUAUGAAGGAUUUGAUGGUCUUUGCUCUGCUAUCUACCUUCAUGGGGCUUCUUCUCAACAUUCCGUCUGGUCUCUGUCUCACUCUGGUCUCUGUCUCACUCUGGUCUCUGUGCUGAUAUGCUAUGGGUCAGUCAUUUAGGUAAAUACUUUUAUAUUUCAAAUGUAUCAUUUUUUGGGGUGUGAAUCUAAAAGGUUUAUAGAUGAAUUUCCAGACAGCUGUGCACCUCUAGGCUAUGUCAUAUUUGAACCAACCCUUGAAGAAUGUUAAACACCUAUUUCGUCAGCUAUUGCCUAUCAUCACAAAAUAGUCAAAAAAAAAUGUAUAGAAGUUUGACACGACAUUUAUUUUUUAAAUGUGGAGAGACAAGUGACUUGGAGUACGCUGCUAUACCGCUGUUUCGAGACAAUAAUGAAAAACGGCAGGAUUUAAAGCGUUCUCUUCGUAGUCACUUCGUCGUAAUGUGGAGAGACUAAUCAAGUGUUCUCCUUUUCUUAUGAGCUAGACAACAGACAUGGGCAUACGUGUAAAUUAAGAUGUCAUUUCAAUUCUAGUCAGUGGAUAAUGCAUUUGAUGCAAGCACCUGACAAUAGUUUGAUUGGUUGGUUAGCCUACAUUACUAGCCUUAAUCACGUCACACACAUUUUCUUAAACUCAGUAUCAAUGUCAAGUUUUCAAAAAGUUUUAAGGGAGAUUAUUUUUAUAUGUCAAAAUCUGUAAAGUUAAAUUGUACAGUUUAUUGUAUGAUAUUGAUUUUGUUUCCAGAGAUAUUUGUUUAUUACUGCUAAGAAGAGAUUUGCACUGUAUAGAAAUGACGUGAAAUGCUUCACGGUGACUGAUGUAUAUUCUGUUGUGUCCACAGAGGUGAAAAUAUAAGUCUUCUUGCUUAAA